AUGGAUCGCAACAUGAAGGGAGAUGACUUCCCGUCGGGCUAUGACGGUACCUUCCAUACUGACGACACCACGUCUGCUGGAGCUGUGGUCUCUGCGGGCUGGGUACAAGAUGUCAGCGGCCAUGUCCACCAGGCUCCAGAGGUGUGGUAUACAAAUGCGCAAUACCAGCAUGAUCUGCAAGAACAGCAGUUGAAUCUCCAGGCCAUUGCUGUGUCUCAGCCAGAAUUCAUGGCAGCAGCCAUGAAACAGGUGAACAUUCAGCAGCAGCAGCAGUAUCAACAACCUCAACAGCAUCAACAACAUCAGCAGCAGCAACAACAUCAGCAGCAGCAACAACAUCAGCAGCAGCAAAUGUAUUCGAAUGAGUACCAGCAGUUCCAACAAGGACCACGGCACCUGCCGCAACAACCAAUUCAGCAGGUUCAACAGCAAUUCCAAAUAUCAGUAGGACAGCCACUGCCGGUGCAAGUGUCCCAGACCUCUCUUUCGUCGGUCCAGAGACGUCGCAAGAUCAACACACAACCGAAGAGAAGAACGUUGACAGCUUGUGAGUCGUGUCGUAUGAAGAAAGUGCGUUGUGACCUCGGGAAGCCAACGUGUGGGCGUUGUACCAAGAGUGGUGCUCCCUGUGUCUACAGGGGUAAAAGACAGGAGCCUGAUGUCCUAACAGAGAUGUCAGGAGCUGAUGCCAAACCAAAGGCUCCGAUCUGGUCCACUUCCAACUGGUUCUCAAAGGCUGACGGCAUUCUGAAGUGGCCCAUCUUCUGCGAUAAGUACACCAUGCCACAGAGCAACACGCUCAUAGCAGCCAAAAGCGAAGAAGGGUUCCCCCAGCUGGGGACCUUCUCAGAUGAUGAACUGCUACAGAUGGGUAUCAAGCUGAGAAGAAGAGUGAGGGAUUACAUCACUUCUUAUCUGGAAAACGUUGCAAACAAGAGUCCUAUCGUGGAUGCAACUCAGCUGUACAGGACUGCAACGAUGAUUGAAAACGUUGUGGAUGCCGACCCCACUAUCAACAUCUUCAAGUUGGAUAUGACAAAGGACAACAACACUCCUCUUCCUCUGCUGAUGACGAUAUGUGCAUGUGGUGCAAUGUCAAAGACUCUGACAUUGACGAACCUGACACAGUAUGGAACCUCUCUGAAAGAGAAGGAGCCGUUCUUCCAGUAUGCCUAUAAGCUGUUUGUUGUAGGUGCGUUCUUGAACUCGAUUCCCAAGUACAAGAUUGGUGAUUUUGAUCUGAACAUGGUGCAAUUCCACAUGGCUCAAACACACUUCUGGAUGUAUAACUUGAAGCCUCUGAAGGCGUGGAGCUCCAUCUUCAAGGCAUCUACACUGGUGAUGGCUAUCAUCGAGAGUUAUAAGGCGUCGGGGCGAAAGUUCACAGAGGAGGAACACACCAUGCUAGAGAGGGUCUUCCACUGCUGUGUCAAGUACGAGUCGGAACUCAGGGUGGAGCUGAGUCCGAGUGUUCCCUCGAGUGGUAUCGUCAACUAUCCCUUCCCGUCCAUUUACCCAACUCCUCCUCUUGACGGAUCAAUGGAUUCCAAGGACGAGGCAGCGUGGUUCUUCUUCCUCACUGAAAUCAUGCUCCGUAAGUUCGAGAACAGGCUCAUGGAUGACUUCUACGUUCCUAUCAGUGUCUCGUCAGAUGAGAGUGUUCCAGUUGGUGAGUUCAAAGGUGAUAAUUACAUCCUGGACUGGAGCAGAUACACCAUCUCUGAGAUGAUCACCAAAUGCUCCGUCUAUGUGGAAGAAUUGGACAAGAUUGAGAAAUCCAUGCUGUCCCAUUUGGCCCAAAUCAUCCCAGAAGAAGGCGAUGAGAUCCAACCUUAUGGCUAUGUUCUGCAAAAGGCUUCCGAGCAGGAGGCCACCUCUCGUCAUAAACAGCACAAGCAGCCAGAGAAGACUCUACAGAACCCCAAACAGCAUACCGACUUGGAUCUGCCCUCACAGCAGGAACGCAAUAGCACCCCAAGCAACAGGACCAAACUGGAAUCACCGGAAUCUGACUCUGACGAUUUGCAGACCUUUAUGGAGAAACGGUGUGGCAGCAUUCCCGAGGUGGUGCAGUUCAUCAAGACUCGUCUGAUUGAAGUUAGGCUGACGAUGUUCCGUCCUCUCUUCUACUUGGUGUUGCACGAUACCGUCUCAGACUACGACAGCCCGUUCAUCGAGGAGGUCCUCCACCAGGGUGCCGAGAGCAUGGAUCUCCUGAACGUUCCUUUGGCAACACACCGUCAUUUCGGCAGUUGGUUCUACUGUAAGGUGGUGUUCACCUCUGUCAUUCUCGUAUGGGGGUUCUACCUGAGGUUCCGGUGGAAGUUCUUCGAUAAGGAGAGAUUGGAACGCUUCAUCAUGGACGGAGUCACGAUCCUGGAGUACUGGAAGGAUGAGUGUACUGAACUGAAGGAAAACUUGAGGAUCCUCAGGCAGUUGAUUGCCGAAUUGAACGAAUAG
Molecule: messenger RNA, 2460 nt
Organism: Williopsis jadinii
Lineage: Eukaryota; Fungi; Ascomycota; Saccharomycetes; Phaffomycetales; Wickerhamomycetaceae
Product: Zn(II)2Cys6 transcription factor
Exons: 1
Coding region: 1-2460 (819 amino acids)
Biological process (GO): regulation of DNA-templated transcription
Molecular function (GO): zinc ion binding; DNA-binding transcription factor activity, RNA polymerase II-specific
Source: RefSeq, a predicted model, not a curated record